AUGAGUCAAUCCAAUGGAUCGGGAUCUGUUCCACCACUGCCUCCACGAAGGACCGUAGCAUCGAUGGCGCAGUCCUCGCGAGUCACCUCAUCUGAUGCCCAACUUCUUCAGUCGGUUCCUCCGCCGCCACAGCACUCCAAACAACUCAACGAUUUGAUGAGUUUUCGACACUUGGAUCACAACCAAAACCACAACUCUCUCGACUCCAGACAUACCUUCAAUGAGUUCUUCGCAAAUCCAAACUUAUCUCUAUCGCCGACCACAACAACUAUCACUUCCACCACUCAGUCAUAUAUUCAAUGGCAGAACCAAAGCGUUGGCCCAAACUUCUUGUUCCCUUCAGCGCGACCUCCGAUGUGGACAUCAAACGCAAACACGUCGACCACUAACCGCAUCAAUGCUUUUGCCAAUUAUUCCUAUUCAUCGUCUGCAGCAGUAUCGCCUAUCAGUCCUCUGGGAGGCCCUCCAAUGACACCGCUUUCCCACAGUCUGUCCGCUCCGACCUUCUCUUCCAACGCCUUUUCAAACUAUUCAUAUUCACCAGUAUUUCCAGCCAUGACUUCAAACGCUACACAAAAUGCUACCACAGCUGAAGACAUACAAAGACUCACAAACGGUAACCAAAAGACUCAUCCAAAUGUUGUACGCGAUUCCAAAGCAAAGAACAAUGACUUAAUUGAUUUGGUGGACAUCGAAGAAGGCAAAAGCGUUAUCGAAAUGUUUGAUCCGUUGAGUUGUCAGGAAAACAUUGACUUAAACUUUUCCAAUAACUUUGUACUCGACUCCGAGUCUUCGGCGUCGGGAGUGUCCGAUGAGAUCGACAAACAUUCGCCAGAAGUUGUCGUAAAGGAAAUGGAAACCAAUGAAAGCAAACCCCGAGAAAAGCGGAAGGACUCGACGGCCUCCAACUCGAGUGACAUUUGCCAACCAUUUCGUGUGGUUUCGCGUAAAUGUCGCGCAAACGAAGAGUUGGAUAAUUACGUGAACCAAUUGGUUGUAUUGCGGCGACAAUACAAGUACAACGAUUACAUCGCAAACUCAGGUCUCGUCAUAUCUCCGACACUCGACUCACGACACGACAACUCUCUUAGUGUUAAACUGGUUAUCGAAACUCAACUAUCAGUGCAACCGAUUUCAUUCACCUGUAAUGUGGACACUAGUGUUGAACAUAUCAUCUCUCAUGUCAUCUGUACUCUCGUCGAAGACGCUUCUAAUGUCAAAAUGGAUGACUAUUUGCUGAAAGUGUACGGUUUGACCGAAUACUUAGCGUGUGACUCGGUUUUAGCCAAUUACUCGUACGUCCAUCAGUGCCAUAAGUUUGAUAAUAUAUCAGUGCAACCGAUUUCAUUCACCUGUAAUGUGGACACUAGUGUUGAACAUAUCAUCUCUCAUGUCAUCUGUACUCUCGUCGAAGACGCUUCUAAUUUUUACCUACUGAUAAACGACUUUCACAUGCCAAACUGGCUUAUGAAUCGCACACUGAGCCAAAAUCGGUUAAUGAGCAUGCAGGUAGUCACGGUAUUCAAACUAUUAGACGUCCACUUGAGUUUAGUCGACAUCAAGGACUUGAGCCGUCCUUUUGCUCGCACCUCCAGAGACGACCAUAACAUCGACUUCACUGUCGAUGAGAUUAUUCCGAAAGCAAUUGUUUGCAAAUUCGGAGAACUCAGUACUGAAACCAUAAAUAUUUUGCUCGAAAACUUCGACCGAGAGAUCUCUAAACUCAGAGCAGACGCCAGAAGCAGUGGACAAUUGCAGUCGCAGUCCAUCAUCCAAACAGUGAAAGCUCUUUGCGCUCAUUUAUCCACAUUAGAGACCAUUGCCAUCACUGAGUCGGCCACCAAUUUCUCUGAAUUAUGUAACGCUUUUGGCACUUAUAAACGCGACUCAAUCACUGCUACCGAUGACGGCGCCAAUGAUUUUAAGAUCAAAUCCAUUCCCGAUUUGGACUCAAAGUUGUGGGAAAUUCUAGACAACGCUUUACUAAAACUGAGAACAGCUUUAAUACAAUUGAUUCGC
Oppiella nova is the source of this 2019-nucleotide messenger RNA. Lineage: Eukaryota; Metazoa; Arthropoda; Arachnida; Sarcoptiformes; Oppiidae. The record is from the annotation of a GenBank genome assembly.